GUUUCCGCUUCCGGGAGCAAUGGCGGCUUGGGCGCUGUUGCUCGCGCUGUUGAACGCGGGGUUCGGUCUCUUUACGUCAGCUGGAACGAGGAUGGGGCUAUUACCUGUGAGAUGGACCCUGUGCCAAUGGGUAAUGAGACAAAUUGAGUCCAUUCCUUGAGAUGUCUAAAGCUUUCCUGAAGGAGGGCAGGAUGCAGUGGACCAGGUUCUCUCAAAGAAGUGGCUGUUUGGCCCUUAGAUUGAACAACCCAUUCCUACCUCAGACAAACAGGCUCCUUCCAAAGAUGGCACCUUCCCCAACCUCAGGUCCUGCACAUCUCUUCAGGCUUGCUGGCAAGUGUUUCAGUUUUGUGGAAUCUACGUAUAAAUAUGAGUUCUGUCCUUUCCAUAAUGUCACUCAGCAUGAGCAGACCUUUCGGUGGAAUGCCUACAGUGGGAUUUUAGGUAUUUGGCAUGAAUGGGAAAUUUACAACAACACAUUUGUUGGCAUGUGGAUGAGAGAAGGGGAUUCAUGUGAAACCAAAAACAGAGAGACAAAGGUUCUUCUUAUUUGUGGAAAAAACAAUAAGUUGGCUCAUGUGUCUGAGCCGAGUACUUGUGUUUACUCUCUAACAUUUGAGACUCCUCUUGCUUGCCAUCCUCAUUCUCUUUUAGUUUAUCCAAUGCUGACUGAAGUCCUACGAAGGAAGUGGGAUGAAGCAGAGCAGUCUCUUUAUGAUGAGCUAAUAACUGAACAGGGAUACAAAAAAUUGUUGAAGGAGAUUUUUGAGGAAGCAGGACUUUUAAGAGCAACAGAAGAAAAGGAGAUUGAGAAAAAAAAUAAAAAGUUAAAAAGUCUGGAAUUUGAAACAGUGGAGAAAUGCAAUAAGGAGUACAAGAAACUUUCUAAAGAAAUAAGAAGGCUUCAAGAUUUAUUAACUCAACAUGGUAUUGUGUAUGAAAGAAACUCAGCUGAAAAUACAAGUGCUGAACACAUCAUUCAUAACGUGGUGACUGCAAAGCCAAGUGUUCUGAAUGGCUCAAAGGCUCAUGAACACCUACGGGGAGACACAGGCAUUUGGAAUGACACCUUUUAAAGAAAUUUGUCUAUAUGAACUUGAUAUUUAUCAUCCAGACUAAAAUAUUGAGCAAAUUGGAUGUAUAUCAUAGUACUAAGAUAAUUUAACAACCCUUUGUGAAUAUUUCUAAUGCUCUAUAUUCUUGCCCUAGGGCAAUGAGAAGAGAAUGUUUGAGUUAAAUUCUGGUGCUGCCAUUGCAGACAGCUGUUGAAGUUCAGUUUACAAGGUUGUUUAAGUUGUAAAAAUUCUCUUUGUUGAAACUGUUACCAACCAUUGGUCUGCAGACUCUACUUCUCCAAUCUCAGUUCUGUGCUGUUUGCUUUGAUCAACUAUUGCACUAAUUAGAGUGAAAGGUGAUUGGUUGUAUACCCAGCAUCUGUAUUUUUGCCUGAUGUGGGGGGGAAUAGUUUUGUCCUCAAGUUUGGACGGAUUAGUAAACUUCUUAACCGCUGAUAGCAGGGGCAGCUUAUUUGCCUUUGUGGGAAGGAGUAGUUCACACUGUACUUCCUAAUCCUGUAGCAGCACUGAUGAGGCUAGAAGGAUGGAGUGAUGUGGAACCUUUAGCCAGAGAUGAGCAUGUGAGCAAAAAGCAAAAUCAACCUUCUAGUCUUUCAGGUAGAUUAUAUACAGUAUACUCCUAUUUAUCCAAAAUCCGAUUAUCCAAAUCCCUUCCUUGUCCCCCAGCGUGAGAUAUAUGCCCUCUGCAGCAUGUAUUUUAUGCUGGAGGAUAAGGAAGGGAUUCAGAUAAUGUGGAGGUUUGGGUAAUAGAGCAGACACUACUAGCCAGGACUGCAAGGAGGAUGAGCCCCCGGCUGCAGAGAA
Molecule: messenger RNA, 1880 nt
Organism: Emys orbicularis (European pond turtle)
Lineage: Eukaryota; Metazoa; Chordata; Testudines; Emydidae
Gene: GNPTG
Product: N-acetylglucosamine-1-phosphate transferase subunit gamma
Exons: 12
Coding region: 162-1076 (304 amino acids)
Cellular component (GO): Golgi apparatus
Source: RefSeq, a predicted model, not a curated record